CCCCUCCCCACCGUUUUUAUUUUUUAUUUUCAUUUUCUCACCAUCCCAAACACGUUUUCUCUCCUCCAAUUUCCCCAACCGCCAUGUCCACCGAUCUCCAGCUCCUCCACGAUCUCCCUGAGCCGCGAGUCUCCUCCACCGCCUCCGCCGUCAAAAUUGAGCUUCCCGAUCUCGAUCACACCGAUCGUGUGGACUCAUCGGCGGAGGCCGCGGCCGCGCACAGCGGCAGGGAGGAGGAUGAGAGCUGCCGGACUCCGACGUCGAAGGAGAACAGAAUUCCCGAGGCGCUGACUUGUCCGCCGGCGCCGAAGAAGGCGAAACGCGCUGUUUCCUGCAAGAGGAAGCUUCUGGAGGAGUUUCAGUUGUUCGAGAAGGUGAAUAAGGACGAGAUCGAUGGAUUCUUCCGAUCGAAUUUUCCAAAGAGGAGCUGCCGGUGUACAUGAUGAUAAGCACGACGAACCUGCUUCUCGAUCGUCCUGGAUCGAAAAGAGCCUUAUUCACCCGGCUGUUAAAAGAGUUUAACGAACAAGCCAGUGAAUACGACAUUUCAUCAUCUUCAUCAUCAUCCUCUUCUUCUUCUUCUCUCUCCUCUCAAGUUCACCUGUGCGAUUCAUUUCCUUUCUUCUUUAUUUCUUUAAUUUUUUAGCCUCACACCUUAAUGUUUAUAUAUCCAAUUCGCAUAAUAUAUAUUACUAUGUGAAAAUAUAUUAGAUCCUGAAUCCAUUAUGUUCAUUAAUCACAUAUAUCGAUCAACGAAGUGUUGAUUCAACCCCGCAAUUUCAUGAUCUCCACAUGAUCUUCCCUUCUCCUUCAAUUUACCGAUUCUCAGUGCUAAUUAAACCGCAGUUUAAUUUCUUUCCGGAUUUCAUUGUGUAAUUGUUAUUAUAGUGGGAUGCGUCAUAUCUCAUAUACGUGUUCAUCAGACGAAUGAUGGCCUGUGUUUUGACUAC
Molecule: messenger RNA, 950 nt
Organism: Neltuma alba
Lineage: Eukaryota; Viridiplantae; Streptophyta; Magnoliopsida; Fabales; Fabaceae
Product: cyclin-dependent protein kinase inhibitor SMR2-like
Exons: 1
Coding region: 84-443 (119 amino acids)
Biological process (GO): regulation of DNA endoreduplication
Source: RefSeq, a predicted model, not a curated record